Molecule: messenger RNA, 1540 nt
Organism: Austrofundulus limnaeus
Lineage: Eukaryota; Metazoa; Chordata; Actinopteri; Cyprinodontiformes; Rivulidae
Gene: sostdc1a
Product: sclerostin domain containing 1a
Exons: 2
Coding region: 58-717 (219 amino acids)
Biological process (GO): negative regulation of Wnt signaling pathway; negative regulation of BMP signaling pathway
Molecular function (GO): BMP binding
Source: RefSeq, a predicted model, not a curated record
AUCUUAUAUUUGACUUUUUCAUCCGCUCGUGCACGUCACCUGAACAAUAAAGCCACCAUGCGCCUCCGCGCGCACGACCCGUUCCGGUCCCUCUUCCUGCUCUGCAUCCUCCUGAGGAGCUGCCAGGCCUUCAAGAACGACGCCACGGAGCUGCUGUUCUCUCACGUGAGCCCGCCGGUGCCGGUACCGGAGCCGGCGCAGAGCAACGUGUCCCUGAACCGCGCGCGGAGCGGCGGGAGAGGCGCGGGCACCGGGGCGCAGGACAGAGGAGACCCUAGUCAGAUCGGAUGCAGAGAGCUGAGGUCUACCAAGUACAUCUCUGACGGCCACUGCACCAGCAUCAACCCCAUCAAGGAGCUGGUGUGCGCAGGCGAGUGCCUCCCAGCCCAGAUGCUCGAGAACUGGAUCGGCGGGGCCCACGGCAGGAAGUUCUGGGCCCGCAGGAACGCGAACCACGACUGGCGGUGCGUCAACGACAAAACCCGCACCCAGCGCAUCCGGCUGCAGUGCCAGGACGGCAGCGCGAGAACCUACAAGAUCACCGUGGUCACYUCCUGCAAGUGCAAGAGGUACUCGAGGCAGCACAACGAGUCGGGGAACAAGUUCGAGGAUCCGGCGGCGCUGCCGCCAACGCUCCUGCACAGACACAAAUCCAAGAGCAAGAGGAGGUCGGGGAAGAAGCGUCUGAGGGAAAACUGGCAUGAGACGGAACCCUAAGAACUGGAAACCGUCCAGACUUGACUCUAAACAUUUGGGAUGUUUGUCUCUGACACAUCUGGAGGGUACGGUUGUGGAUUAUUUCUCUAACAGGAGAAGCUGCUUCUACAUACAGAUGGAGACUCCAGACGCCAUGCUGAGGACGUUUGAUUUGAAAAUGUGACCAGAGUUGGGUUGUACAGUCUGAGGUGCUCUUUGUUUUUGUUCUAAUACUCAUUAUGCAUGCUGAUGAACUGCAGCCCAAUGCAUCAAAACCAGUAAAAACAAACAGAACUUUUAAGAAUUCAGUGUAAAUAUUUGUACAUAUAUUAAAUUCCUAUUGGUCUUUUGAAGUAUGACCACGUGUAUUAGUUUUUACAGUGUAAAAUAAUAUGAUGUAUGAGUGUGUAUAAACAUACCUGGUAAAUCAGCAUUUUGUUGGUCUGAUCAUUCAAUGAUGUAAUAACCUUUUCUUCAAUAAAUCAAUCUUUUWCCUCUGAUUUUUCUAAAUCCAUUGCUCAUGAAGUUGCAUGUAUGAGAAGCCAUAAACACAGUCAUAUUAAAAACAUUCAAAAAUAAUCUGUUUUUAAACGCAGAGUUACCAAAAUGUCAUGUGCAUCACGAACUGUUGAAAUGCACAAGAACAAUAUGCGUAUCAUUUCCUUUGAGUUCAGGCUUUGUAUWGCAAAAAUACUGUAUGUUAUGGUGAGACGUCUGCAGAUUCAGGAGUCUAUGCAGCUGCAGAUGACAAAUAUGACAAACUCUGCUCUAAUGUACUAAAACAACACUGUUUUCAAAAUAAACCAAAAACUUGUAUUAAAAAUAAAUUAUUUUUUAGAGCUUU